Oncorhynchus kisutch (coho salmon) is the source of this 1178-nucleotide messenger RNA. Its product is annotated as protein turtle homolog B-like. The transcript is spliced from 4 exons. NCBI's taxonomy places the organism in Eukaryota, Metazoa, Chordata, Actinopteri, Salmoniformes, Salmonidae. The record is from RefSeq and is a predicted model, not a curated record. Bases 288 to 1178 code for a protein of 296 amino acids.
ACCUUCCGGUUACUAGUCCAACGCUCUAACCACUAGGCUACCCUGCCACCCCAAUGGGUGAGAAACAAAUCUAGUUAAUCCAUUUAUAAUUUAGGCUGUAAAACAACAAAGUGGAAUAAGGCGUAUGAAUCGUUUCCGAAGGCCCUGUAUAUAUCUACCUACAGUACGCUAGACUAACCAAGGUAAGCUAGCUUUACCAUAGACCUACAUACAAUUCGAAAAUGUCAUUAAACAAUUAAGGAUAAGUCUUUCACACCUCACUGAGUGACACUUCUCUAUGGAUUCUUAUGACACUCAAAUCAGCAACUACGGCAACAAAGUGUGGACAAAAAAGCCAAGUUAUGGUGUCUCCCAGCAACGCAGUGUGGGGACAGAGGGUAACACUGACCUGUAGAUCCACCUGUCCUCUGAGUGACAACCCCAACCCCACCUACAUCUGGUACAGGAAUGAACAACGUCUAGAUGAACCCACCAUUCAACAAUACUCUGUUAUCAGUUAUUUUACACACAGUUACUCCUGUGCUGUAAAAGGCCACGAGGAUCUGCACUCUCCUGCAGUGUGUGUUCUGGGUCAGAACUGUUUCAACGUGACUUACAUCCAUCAGAGUAUCUGUGCCUUGAAGGAGUCAACAGUGGAACUGCCCUGCACAUAUCAACAUCCAAGUUAUCAUGUAGUCUCAGAACCAAACUGGUAUAUCCAAGAGAAAUAUAAUGAAGCGCCUAAAAUCCUGAGCUCGGUGCCAGAGUAUGCAGGUCGUGCUGAGUACCUUGGAACUAAAGAGAAAGACUGCACCCUGAGAAUCACAGACCUGAGAGAGAGUGACUCAGCUGAGUACUGGUUCACAUUCAAGACUCGGACGCAACUCGAUUGGUAUAAUUUCCUUCAAAGAGAGGAGCGUGUCAGGCUGUCUGUCACAGGCCUGCAGGUGAAGGCGUCUUCUGCCAUGGUGACAGAAGGAAAGGCGGUGAUACUGACCUGUAGAACCACCUGUACUCUGACUGACAACCCCAACCCCACCUACAUCUGGUACAAGAAUGGACAACUCGUGAACACCCAAGAUAACUACCUGUUCCUAGACCCAGUCAGCAGAGAGGAUGCAGGCAGCUACUCCUGUAUUGCAAAAGGAUAUGAGAAUCUCCACUCUGCUGACGAGACUCUCACUGUCAUUUAUGGUUAA